Messenger RNA from Colletotrichum lupini, 207 nucleotides. Its product is annotated as alcohol dehydrogenase GroES-like domain-containing protein. The annotation marks the transcript as partial. The record is from RefSeq and is a predicted model, not a curated record. The transcript has a single exon. Lineage: Eukaryota; Fungi; Ascomycota; Sordariomycetes; Glomerellales; Glomerellaceae.
GCUAAUAUUAACUAUACCGGGUUCGAAUUUAGUAAUUCCGUUAUUAUUUUCGGGGUAAGACCUAUUAGGCUAUUAUUUACUUAUUUUACUAUUUUACGCGGGGCUUUUAAAAUCUAUAUUAUUAAUUAUAUAAAAGAGCGCCUCGGGCUUAUAACUUUUAUGAAAACUAUCCUAAUUAACUUUAUGAAUAAAAAUCCCAUUACCUAA